Messenger RNA from Brienomyrus brachyistius, 2465 nucleotides. Its product is annotated as syntaxin-binding protein 3-like. Gene Ontology annotation, molecular function: syntaxin binding. NCBI's taxonomy places the organism in Eukaryota, Metazoa, Chordata, Actinopteri, Osteoglossiformes, Mormyridae. Gene Ontology annotation, cellular component: secretory granule; plasma membrane. Gene Ontology annotation, biological process: intracellular protein transport; vesicle-mediated transport; neurotransmitter secretion. The record is from RefSeq and is a predicted model, not a curated record. The coding region runs from base 127 to 1908 and encodes 593 amino acids. The transcript is spliced from 19 exons.
GGACGCCGGUGCAGCAUCCCGGCGUCUGCGCUCGUUCCUGCGUGAUGUCAGAGCUGCCCGGCGGCGCGCCCCGCGUUCACGGACCUCCGGGGCUUUUAAAAACGAAAUACAAGAAAGGAAAGUAAGAUGGCAGCUGAAGCAAACCGGGGGCUGCAGAGGGUCGUCUGGCAGAGAAUCCAAGACAGCAUUAUAACAGAUUGUCAAAAGUCAGAAAUAUGGAAGGUGCUGAUUCUAGACCAAUUCACCACCAAACUGCUGUGCUCAUGCUGCAGUAUGUCUGACCUGAUGUCGGAAGGCAUUACUAUUGUUGAAGAUCUCUAUAAAAGCCGGGAGCCAGUUCCAGAAAUGAAAGCUAUAUACUUCAUCUCUCCAAAUGAAAAGUGUAUUGAUGUGUUAAUCGCCGACUUCACGCCCAAACCCAAAUAUAAAUCUGCGUACGUGUAUUUCACCGACUAUUGCCCUGAUCCAGUUUUCGACAAAAUGAAGUUGCACUGCGCAAAGUUUAUACGAGUCUGUAAGGAGCUAAACCUCUCAUUUUUGCCCCAAGAGUCUCAAGUCUUCACCUGUGACAAUCCUGACACCUUCCAGCACAUCUACAAUCCGCACAGCCAAGACAAAGUCCGGACUCUGGAAGCGGUGGCAGACCAGAUAGUCACUCUCUGUGCCGCACUGGAGGAGUAUCCUGGAAUCCGAUACAAGAAGGACUUGAAGGUAGAUAAUGCGAAGAAGCUGGCUGAGCUGGUAGACAGCAGGCUGACGCAGCAUUACGAGCGGGAGAGUGAGAAAGGCCAGAAGAAGGGGAAAACGCCAGCCCAGCUGCUCAUAGUGGAAAGAGGAUUUGAUCCAGUCACUCCAGUCCUGCAUGAGCUCACAUACCAAGCCAUGGCCUACGACCUCAUCCCAAUAGAGAACGACACAUACAAGUUCCGCAAUAAGGACGGUUCGAUGAAGGAGGCGCAGCUGAACGAAAGCGACGACCUUUGGGUCCGACUUCGACACCUGCACAUCGCAGAUGUUUCUGAACAGAUCCCCAAGCUACUGAAGGAGAUCUCUGCAAGCAGGAAACAGAACGAUGAAAAGAUGUCAAUCAGUGGUCUGGCCCAGCUCAUGCAGAGGAUGCCCAACCACCGUAAGCAGCUUGCACAGAAAGCUACUCACCUCACAUUAACAGAGGACUGUAUGAACCGUUUUCAGAAGAAUGUGGAGAAACUGUGUAAAGUUGAACAGGAUUUGGCCACAGGCACUGAUGUAGACGGUCAAAAAAUAAAGGACCCCAUGAGGACCCUCCUUCCUGUGCUGCUAAAUCCUCAUUCCACCCAAGACAAGAUCCGUGCUGUGCUGCUUUACGUUUUCAGCCUGAACGGGACAACUGAAGAGAACCUGAAUAAACUCCUUCAGCACGUUAAUGCUGAGGAUGCGAUGGAGUACAUCCUGAACUGGAGAGAGCUUGGAGUUCCUAUCAUCUCCUCGCUAUCAUUGUUCUCAACACGCAAAGCAUCGCGGAGGGACCGCACAGGCGAAGAAAAGUACAACCUCUCUCGCUGGACGCCGGUCAUUAAAGACGUGAUGGAGGACGUUUUAGAGAAUAAGCUGGAUGCCAAAGACUGGCCCCAGCAGGCGGAGAGUGCAGCGAGCUGGCACAGCGCUGCAGUGGUGAGCGCCCGGCAAAAGCAGAAGUCCAGCAGCCAGGAGGUUCUGCGCGCCAGGUCCCGGCUCAUCGUCUUCAUCAUCGGCGGGAUGAGCUACUCGGAGAUGCGUUGUGCCUACGAAGUCACACAGGCCUUCAAGUCCUGCGAGGUCAUCAUGGGGUCGUCGCACAUUCUGACGCCCACUGGUCUCCUAGAUGACAUCAAGGCCCUCAGCCAGCCCCCUACAGAAGAGAUGGCUGUGCUGGAGGUGGCAGAGUAGACGCUCUGUCUCACUGUUUCCCACAUAAAGCCCCACAACAGGAUGUCACAAAGGCCUACUUCCUGUCUAAGAGUGUGGUGGAGGUGCGAGUUAUUACCUGGUGUGUGUAAUUUUGGUUUAAGGAAAAAGGUUAAUGACCAAACCGAUGACAGCUACUGUUACUGUAAAAAUGAAUUAUUGAAUUAUUGAGAUGCAAUCUUUAUAGAGCUUGUGCUUAUCUAAUACAGACAAAAAAAUCUUUCAGUGGUUUGGUUUCCUGUAUACUUGCAAAUAUAACCAGAAGCUGUAAUUUUUAAAUGAAUGUCUUAUAUAUAAUAACUGGUUAAUAAGCAGAUUAUGUUGAUAAUUACAGUUGUUUGCAACAGUAUUCCAUAUAUUUAUUACAGUGUUUUCUCUUUAGGUACACAUUAAGGCUAGAUUUGCUGAAAUAUGAGCCAUUUGAGUAUUAAGUGCAAACUAUGUGUUCGAACAUCUGCCCCUCUGCACCCUGUUUUGUAAGAAUAUGUAGUUAAAGGAAAUGUGUUUGAAGUUUUGAAAAUAAAACUUCAUGUGAAGUA